GGAAGAAUUUCCUCCUUUGCUCCAGCUGUAACUGAGCUGAAACUGUAUAAAUUUAGAAAUCGUAACUAAAUCAAGGCUGUUUCACUCUUACAAAGAAUAUGGCAACUGGAGGAUACCAUGUACGACCAAAGAUUGUAGAAGAAAACUUCUCGUGUCCUGUUUGUUUGGAGGUUUUGGAAAAUCCCAUCUCAAUACCUUGCGGUCAUACGUUCUGUAAUAAUUGCUUGGACUCUUGUGAAAAUAUUUCUGGGUCUUCAACAUGCCCUGUUUGUCGGUCCAGUUUCAGUGUUCACGAGAAGCGCAGAGCUAGAGAUAUUCAUAGACAGAUCCUUCAAAGUAGUGGAUCCUGUUCAGGCUGUAAUAGACAGUUUCCCAUGUCCAGAUUAAGAGAACACAGAUCAUCUUGCACAUCAAUGCCUGAUCAGUCGUUCUCUCCUAUUGCCCCUACUUCUCAACCGUGGCCAGAAACUAAAAAUCGGUCAACAUUCGCCUGUCCUUUCUGCAACCAGAGAAACUUUGACAGUAGUGGACUGUUGCAACAUGUAAACAGCAAUCACAAAAAUGAAAGACAGUCUGUGGUGUGUCCAAUCUGUGCCAACAUGCCGUGGGGGAAUCCCCAGCAGAAAAGUGGGAAUUUUGUUCAGCACCUUAAUCUGCGGCAUAAAUUUGAAUAUGACACAUAUGUGGUGAGUCAGUAGUUGUGAAACUUUAGGUAGCUUAAUAAGCAAUGAUGAUGGU
This is a messenger RNA of Orbicella faveolata, 738 nucleotides long. Its product is annotated as E3 ubiquitin-protein ligase RNF166-like. Lineage: Eukaryota; Metazoa; Cnidaria; Anthozoa; Scleractinia; Merulinidae. Gene Ontology annotation, molecular function: ubiquitin protein ligase activity. The record is from RefSeq and is a predicted model, not a curated record. Gene Ontology annotation, biological process: protein polyubiquitination; ubiquitin-dependent protein catabolic process.